Molecule: messenger RNA, 1045 nt
Organism: Daldinia decipiens
Lineage: Eukaryota; Fungi; Ascomycota; Sordariomycetes; Xylariales; Hypoxylaceae
Exons: 2
Coding region: 114-761 (215 amino acids)
Biological process (GO): mitochondrial translation
Molecular function (GO): structural constituent of ribosome
Source: RefSeq, a predicted model, not a curated record
GGAAAUCGACGAAUAGAGAGGUAGCAACGACGAGCCGUCAUCAAAGACCAUAAGUUUGGACGAGCGGACAUAGCGACGAUUAUAAAUAUACCCGAUACGCAGGCUUAAGCACGAUGUUCACGCCUACUUUCCGCGGCCUCCUCAUGAGGCUCCCAUCGACUACUCCUCUCCCCAGUCUCUUCUAUGGCCCGUCCUCGGGCCGGCCUGCUGCCGCGACGGCUGUAGCAGCAUGUUCAUCGCCAUUCUUCUCCACACCUAUUUCUCGGCAGAUACAUACCACGACUCCUCGGAAUGCGAGGAUCGGUGGUGGAAAAGGCUCCAGUGCUAAAGGUUCAGGCGGCAAAGGUUCGGGCGGCAAAGGCUCUGGGAAAAAGAAGCGCAAGGGAGGGAAAGGCGAGGGCCCUGAUCCCAGAAUCCAGAACCUGAAAGCUUCGAUGCCCCGUGCCGUUCCCGCCCCUCUGAGAUUCGCGCGAAAUCGUGCGCUGCGUCACUGGACUAUUCAUCGCGCCUGGUUAUUGUACCAGCGCAAGGAGCGGGAGAGGGAGGCGCAUGAGCUGGAGCGGAUGUAUCAAUCGAUGCAUAAUGCCUGCGAGGAAUUGCGCAAGACUAGUGGACCUGGCACGCGGGACGAGGGAUACUUGUAUCGCAUGGCUAUGGAAAAGAAAGGUGUAUACGGACACAACAGCAUCCCGAUCGAGUAUGCGAGACCACAGACGGAAACACCGGCUCGAGAGCCUUGGAAUCACGGCUGGACCCGGUGAGGAGUCCUCAUCCGGCCCGCAUCCGAAUUCCCGGUCUAGAAUUCGUGUAACAUAGAGUCGUCUCCGACAUUACGUGGACUAGAAACCACCAUAUCCAAUGAACUAUUAGCUGCAUAUCUGCUGCGUAAACUUUGAGCACGUCUGCGUGCGUUGUUUUCCCCCCCUCCCAUCCGAUCGCCACUUUACCUUGGCAGGUAGAGACGUGGGAAGACGCAAUCAAUUACAUCAUUCGAUCAUAUACCUGGAUGCAGAUGCAACGCCUACAGUAGCUUGCAGUGAUGGAC